ACGUUGCAAUAUGGGGUGCCGCCCACCGAUUUGGAGGUUUACAAGUUCGGUUUUCCUUUCCUCUGCGUCUAAUUAUAUAUAAAAUUUCCAGGUGGGAGCUUCCAGCCUCCAUUUACUCUCUCUCAAAUUUGUCUUCCUCUUUCUGAAAAAUUCUCUCUGAAUGUCGGAACCUAAGACCAAGAUCGAAUCCCUAAGGGAGUGGGCGCUCCAGCAUAAGCUCCGAGCUGUUGGGGCUGUGUGGCUUACUGGAAUAGCCAGUUCGGUAGCUUACAACUGGUCAAGUCCCAAGAAACUUCAAGUGAAGAUGAUUCAUGCCAGGAUGAAUGCACAGGCUAUCACGCUGGCUGCAUUAUUUGGUAGUGCUGUUGUUGAAUACUAUGACCAUAAAACUGGUAAAAAGGCUGACAAAUACGCCAAGUAUGUGCACAUUGAGAACUUCCAAAGCAAGGAUUAAGUAAAUUUACCAUGUAACAUGCCAUGGUGGAGGUUUUGCUACUUUUCUGAACUGGGGAAUGUUAUCUACAACCAAUGUUUUCCUUGGUUGUACUGGCUUAGUUAGUUUGGUGUAACUUUGAUAACCAUUUUGCUUACAUUGAGGCAGUCAGGCUAUUGAUUACUUGAAAGCUGUCAAUUUUUUAUACAGAAUAAUUCAUAUCUCUGCUGUAAUUGAUACUUCCUUACCUUUUUUUUUAUUUUUUCUGUUUCUACUGGUUGGGUCGUUUA
Molecule: messenger RNA, 723 nt
Organism: Rosa chinensis
Lineage: Eukaryota; Viridiplantae; Streptophyta; Magnoliopsida; Rosales; Rosaceae
Exons: 3
Coding region: 161-454 (97 amino acids)
Biological process (GO): mitochondrial respiratory chain complex IV assembly
Cellular component (GO): mitochondrial inner membrane
Source: RefSeq, a predicted model, not a curated record